Ostertagia ostertagi is the source of this 534-nucleotide messenger RNA. The record is from the annotation of a GenBank genome assembly. Lineage: Eukaryota; Metazoa; Nematoda; Chromadorea; Rhabditida; Trichostrongylidae.
AUGGUGGAGAAAAACAGCGAAGAAAUCGGAGCAGCAAUCCAAAAGGAUCUUGGAAGGGAUCCAGUCCAAGAGGUCGCUAACGCUGUACGUCACGUGCAGGAGUUGAUCAGCCAUGUGGAGGAAUGGAGUGCUCCAAAAAUUGUAGCUAAACCACAAAUGUUCAACAAUGACAGCGAUGAAGUGAUGUUGAUGACGGAACCGUUGGGAGUUGCGUUGGUCAUUUCACCAUGGAACUUCCCACUCGUGACGUCGAUGCCAGUCGCGCUGGCCAUCGCUGGAGGAAAUACCGUGAUCUUGAAACUGUCCGAGCUUUCCCCGACGUUCUCGUCCGUUUUCGCUCGUCUCGUUGCCAAGCACUUCGACGAGAAGCUCUUCGCUGCUGUCGAAGGCGCCGUGCCAGAAGUGACAGCGUUGCUCGCUGAACGAUUCGAUCACAUCACGUAUACCGGUAAUCCGACGGUGGCCAAGGUGAUUAUGACGGCAGCGGCCAAGUAUCUCACACCAGUACUUCUUGAACUCGGCGGUAAAAAGUGA